AUGGGCCUUUACAAGAAGCUUCCGGAUGAUGUCCACGAGGUGGACGUAGUUAUUGCGGGUGGCAAGCGGCACAACUGCCUGCGUUGUUGCCUCACGGCUAGCGGCUGCAUUCCCCGACAUGUCCAUCCUGGUCAUCGAAGGGGGUCAGAACAACGCCAACAUUGCAACCAUUACGCACCCAGCUUACUUUCUAGCGCAUCUUGCACCUGGCAGCACGACGAACCUCUUCUACAAGUCGAAGAUGUCUCCCUCCGACUUCGACUCUUGGGGUGUCCCUGGAUGGUCGGGGGAGGAUAUGUUGCCCUAUUUGAAGAAGGUAGAUUCUCUCCCUUGUUGGCCCUGCUCUCGAGCAUUGAAACGUUUGCUGAGACCCCCCUGGCGCAGAUUGAGACGUACCAUGGAAAGGACGAGAAGGGAGUCCAUGGCCACGAGGGCCCUAUUCAUGUCUCCCGCGGGUCUUACAACUCCAAGAGACUCGAGGAUGAAUUCAUCACCUCAGCUGCAAAGGCGGGGUGGCCCGAAGUCCAGGACGUGCAAGACCUGGAGACCGUGAACGCUGUUGGGCGUUCGUAUCGCUAUAUAUCUCUAGAUGGAAGACGGCAAGACGCAGCGACAUGCUAUCUCCACCCUCUCUUGAACGGCGGCAAGCACCCCAACCUGCAUGUCCUGGUCGAAUCACAGGUCACGCGGAUUCUAUUCGAAAAUAAAAGAGCCGUUGCUGUCGAGUUUAGGUCGAAUCCGACCUUCGGCGGUGAUGCGAGCGAGACCAGGACCGUCAAAGCCCGGAAACUGGUCGUUGCGUCGUGUGGAACCUGCGGCACGCCUUUGCUUCUAGAGAGGUCGGGCGUCGGCGACCCCAGAGUCUUGGAAGCAGCUGGCGUCCCCCUUGUGGCGCCGGCACCAGGUGUCGGAAAUGGUUACGAGGACCACCAUUUGCUGGUUUACCCGUAUCACAAUUCCUUGGAUGCCACCGACACCCUCGACGCUCUCGUGUACGGCCGCAUGGGCAGUCCGGAGGAGCUGAUCAAGGAAGGCCACCCAAUGCUAGGUUGGAAUGGCCAAGAGGUCCAGGGAAAGGUCCGGCCGACGGAUGCAGAGGCUGCUGCUCUGGGCCCCGCGUUCAAGGAGGCCUGGGACCGGGAGUUCAAAGACCACCCUGAGAAGCCUAUCGCCAUCUUCACCGUGCUCGGCGGGUUUCCUGGAGACCCGAGCCUGGCCCCCGGCGGCCCUGGGUUGGCUAUCUCGGUCUUCACAGCCUAUCCCUUCUCGCGGGGUCACAUUCAUAUCACGGGACCGCAGAUCGAAGAUCCAAUCGACUUUGAGACUGGGUUCUUUGACGACGACGGUGGACUCGAUGUCAAGAAGCAUGUGUGGGCCUACAAGAAGCAGCGGGAGAUCAUGCGACGCAUGCCCUCUUAUCGCGGCGAGAUGGCCGUUUUGCACCCGCCCUUCGCAGCGAGUUCCCAGGCCGCGAGCAUCCACCUUGAAAAUGGGCCACUCCCCACCGAGGUGCCCGAUAUCGAGUACACUCCCGAAGACGACGUUGUGAUAGAAAAGUGGCUACGGGAGAACGUUAGUACCACUUGGCAUUCCCUUGGUACCUGCAAGAUGGGACCGCGCGACCAGAACGGCGUAGUUGACGCCAACCUUGGCGUCUAUGGGGUCGAGGGCCUUAAGAUCGCCGAUAUAAGCAUCGUGCCGCGGAAUGUUGCCGCCAACACGAACAACACGGCCUUGGCGAUUGGCGAAAAGGCCGCCGAUAUCUUCAUCCAAGAACUCAGCAUGGGCUUGAACUAA
Thermothielavioides terrestris NRRL 8126 is the source of this 1797-nucleotide messenger RNA. RefSeq lists its product as uncharacterized. Bases 1 to 1797 code for a protein of 598 amino acids. The record is from RefSeq and is a predicted model, not a curated record. The transcript has 3 exons. Lineage: Eukaryota; Fungi; Ascomycota; Sordariomycetes; Sordariales; Chaetomiaceae. Gene Ontology annotation, molecular function: flavin adenine dinucleotide binding; oxidoreductase activity, acting on CH-OH group of donors.